Lotus japonicus is the source of this 468-nucleotide messenger RNA. RefSeq lists its product as uncharacterized. The transcript has a single exon. The record is from RefSeq and is a predicted model, not a curated record. The coding region runs from base 1 to 468 and encodes 155 amino acids. NCBI's taxonomy places the organism in Eukaryota, Viridiplantae, Streptophyta, Magnoliopsida, Fabales, Fabaceae.
AUGGAUUGGUUCACAACUUUACCUCGGGGAUCCAUUACGAACUUCCGCAAUUUCUCGUCGAAAUUCCUCGUUCAGUUCUCCGCAAGCAAGAUCAAGCAGGUCACAAUUGAUGAUCUAUAUAACGUUCGCCAGUUAGAACGAGAAACUCUGAAGCAAUACGUGAAGCGCUACAGUGCCGCAUCUGUCAAGAUCGAGGAUUCGGAGCCGCAAGCCUGUGCACGCGCAUUUAAGAAUGGACUACUGCCGGGGGAGCUGAACAACAAGUUGAGUCGAAAGCCAGUUUAUUCGAUGGCGGCAAUACGUGUUCUGGCGAACGCGUAUAUCCUUGUUGAGGAGGACAAGGUGCAAAAGAGAGCACACUUAUCACUUGAGGGGCAGAAGGCGCGAAGGACGUCGGCGACAAAUCUCCCGAAAAAGAACAGCAGGCCGCCUUGGUGGCGAGGAAACCUCGGAAGGAGAAGACAAUAG